CGGCUGUGCACGCUGAGGAGGGAACUAAACCAAAGGAAGUGCAAAUACCAAAGUCUGUCGGUCUUUUGGUGCCUAAUCGAACGAUUGUGGAAACACAAGGUCAAAGUCAAACGAGGGAUUAUUUUGUCUCAACUUCCCUCGCCAGUGCUGGUGGGGUGUUGGUUGCGCUUUCGGAGGGUCGCAUCUUUCAAAACACCAAACAUCCCGCUAAAUCUGAUUAUACGGAUAUUGUGGCGGGGUACGUUGACUCUGCGGAGAAGUGGUCGUCUUUUGUCGCUGAGGUUCAUGCAAGCAAAUGGAGGGCGCAUAGCAUCUUUAACACGACCAUGCAAGAUGACCGCAGCGCCCCUCUGAGAAACACGGCCCAACCCACAACAAUUGCAAAGGGCAACAAGGUCUUUCUACUUGUGGGGGGCAAUCAUCUACAAUCCGCUUCAAUAAAGGAGCAGAUUCCACAAUACUUUCAGUAUCUUGAUUUGCUUGUGGGUGAGGCCACGGAAAAUAAAGCCAUUCGAUGGGGUGAACCUACCUCGCUUUUAUCACAGAUCGAACCAUCUGCGAAAGAAAAAGGCAUUGAACGCUUCCAGACUUGCGGUGGCUCAGGCGUUCUGAUGGAGGAUGGCACGCUUGUGUUUCCUGUGAUGGCGAUGAAGGGAGAAAAUAGCGUUGCCUCCAUGAUGAUUUAUUCGAAAGACGGCAAAACAUGGGGGCUACCAAUGAACAUU
Molecule: messenger RNA, 725 nt
Organism: Trypanosoma rangeli
Lineage: Eukaryota; Euglenozoa; Kinetoplastea; Trypanosomatida; Trypanosomatidae
Product: trans-sialidase
Exons: 1
Biological process (GO): ganglioside catabolic process; oligosaccharide catabolic process
Cellular component (GO): membrane; intracellular membrane-bounded organelle; cytoplasm
Molecular function (GO): exo-alpha-sialidase activity
Source: RefSeq, a predicted model, not a curated record